This is a messenger RNA of Manihot esculenta (cassava), 877 nucleotides long. Its product is annotated as V-type proton ATPase subunit c2. The transcript has 3 exons. Bases 137 to 634 code for a protein of 165 amino acids. Gene Ontology annotation, biological process: proton transmembrane transport. NCBI's taxonomy places the organism in Eukaryota, Viridiplantae, Streptophyta, Magnoliopsida, Malpighiales, Euphorbiaceae. Gene Ontology annotation, molecular function: proton-transporting ATPase activity, rotational mechanism. Gene Ontology annotation, cellular component: proton-transporting V-type ATPase, V0 domain. The record is from RefSeq and is a predicted model, not a curated record.
UGACUCUGUCCCAUCCCAAAUAGACGGUACGUGUCUCUGUGACUGCGAGGAGAUUUGAGCGUCUCGGACCAGAAGUCGCAACCCUCAUCAUCUUCCAUCUCGCCCUCAAAUCUGUUUUCAAAUUCCCCAAUUUCUAAUGGCCUCUGGAUUUAGCGGCGAUGAAACAGCGCCUUUCUUUGGCUUCCUUGGCGCUGCCGCUGCCCUUGUUUUCUCUUGUAUGGGAGCUGCCUAUGGGACUGCCAAGAGCGGUGUCGGAGUAGCGUCAAUGGGCGUGAUGAGACCGGAGCUCGUGAUGAAAUCAAUAGUUCCUGUAGUCAUGGCUGGAGUCCUCGGUAUCUAUGGUUUGAUCAUUGCUGUUAUUAUUAGCACUGGGAUUAACCCUAAAGCCAAAUCAUAUUACCUCUUUGAUGGUUACGCUCACCUUUCUUCGGGUCUGGCUUGUGGUCUCGCUGGCCUUUCUGCUGGUAUGGCUAUUGGUAUUGUUGGUGAUGCUGGCGUUAGGGCUAAUGCACAACAGCCAAAACUUUUUGUUGGCAUGAUUCUCAUUCUAAUCUUUGCUGAGGCACUGGCUCUGUAUGGACUCAUUGUUGGCAUCAUCCUUUCUUCCCGAGCUGGCCAAUCCAGAGCUGAAUAGGAUGCCUGGUUGUUCGCAUCACUUCAAGUUAUUCUGAGUUUGGUGAUGCGAGUUGAUAGUGCAUGUGUUUUAUCAAGUUAUUUGUCAUGCACGUGAUUUCCUUCAAAUUUAUUAGUGGGCCCUUCAAAUAAAGUUGGCAUGAUUCUUGAUAUCUUUGUUGUAUUCUACAUAAAAAUAGUUCAAACUUGCAAAACUAGUGUCCGCGUUUUUUGAGUAUAAACUUGUCUUUUCUUUUUCUUCUUC